Molecule: messenger RNA, 1004 nt
Organism: Solanum stenotomum
Lineage: Eukaryota; Viridiplantae; Streptophyta; Magnoliopsida; Solanales; Solanaceae
Product: ras-related protein Rab7
Exons: 7
Coding region: 124-741 (205 amino acids)
Cellular component (GO): vacuolar membrane
Molecular function (GO): GTP binding; GTPase activity
Source: RefSeq, a predicted model, not a curated record
CACCCAACCCCACCCCACCCCUCCCUCUCUCUUUCUCGAAAGUUGAUCGUACCAAAACGAAAUCCAAUUCAAUAUCACUGCUCUUUGAAUUUUUAAGCUUUUUUGGUUUCAAAAAAAAAAAUUAUGGCUUCUCGAAGGCGGAUGCUUCUCAAGGUCAUUAUCCUCGGCGAUAGUGGGGUGGGGAAGACAUCUCUGAUGAACCAGUAUGUGAAUCGCAAGUUUAGCAACCAAUACAAGGCCACAAUUGGAGCUGAUUUCUUGACAAAAGAAGUUCAGUUUGAGGAUAGGUUGUACACAUUACAGAUAUGGGAUACAGCUGGGCAGGAAAGGUUCCAAAGCCUUGGCGUGGCUUUCUACCGUGGAGCAGAUUGUUGUGUUCUAGUGUAUGAUGUGAAUGUCAUGAAGUCAUUCGAGAACCUUAACAACUGGAGAGAAGAAUUUCUGAUCCAGGCCAGCCCAUCUGAUCCUGAGAACUUUCCAUUUGUUGUAUUGGGGAAUAAGAUAGAUGUUGAUGGUGGCAAUAGUCGAGUGGUGUCUGAGAAGAAAGCCAAGGCAUGGUGUGCUUCCAAGGGGAUACCUUACUUUGAGACCUCCGCAAAAGAGGGAUUCAAUGUGGAUGCAGCUUUCCAGUGUAUAGCUAAAAAUGCUCUGAAAAAUGAACCUGAAGAAGAAAUAUACCUUCCCGAUACUAUUGAUGUUGCUGGAGGAAAUCAACCAAGAUCAACAGGAUGUGAAUGUUGAAGAUUUCCUUUGGUUGCAUUAUUCCAUAGACUGCUAGUGCAAGUUCCCUUGAUCUAAUGAUUUAUUUACUACAAGACGGUUCAAUUCUCUGUAUUUGAUUUUAGAUUCCGGACUCCUCUCUUCGGAAGUGUAAUUAUGAUGUUGCACCUUAAUUUUUUUCCUCCUGGUAUACUUAUUGAUGUUUCAGACUCUAUAAUGAUACAUGAUAAUGUACUAUUCAUGAUCCAUUCACUUGACUACAUGUUUGACCUAUUUUCACCUGA